AUGGAGUUGCUUUCUGGGACCAGAGAGAACCUUUCUGAAGAGAGCCCUUCUCCCACUGGACGAUCCCCUGAGACGCCCGGGGCUGUGCUUGGAGUCAUAACUCUCCUGUUUGUAGACUGCACAACCAUGGAGAUGAGGACAUUCAUCAGACAGAGGUGGCCCCUGGCUUCUGGAAGAGGUGGCUUUGGGAUGAGGGUGUUCACCGAGGGACACUUGGCAAUGUCUAGAGACAUCUUGGUGAUCAUGACUGGGGGAGGGGUCCAUGCCACGGGCACCCAGGAGGUAGAGGUCAGCGUUGCUGCCAAUCGUCCUACAAUGGACAGGGAAGCUUCCAGCCUUUCACCUCCAGCAAAGAACUAUCUGGUCCGAAAUGGAGUGAGCUGUGUCUUUCUACCCAAAGCACUUAAGGCUGUUGAGCCCAUGUUUGAAGAUGGCAGCCUCCUCUUCUUCAUUCCUUUGUUCAUCAUCUACAUCUUCAUUGUGAUUGGAAAUCUCAUUGUAUUUUUUGCAGUCAGGAUGGACACCCGUCUCCACAACCCCAUGUACAAUUUCAUCAGCAUCUUCUCCUUCCUGGAGAUCUGGUACACGACAGCCACCAUCCCCAAGAUGCUCUCCAACCUCAUCUGCGAGAAGAAGACCAUCUCCAUUACUGGCUGCCUCCUGCAGAUGUACUUCUUCCAUUCACUGGGAAAUUCCGAGGGGCUUUUGUUGACCACCAUGGCCGUUGACAGGUACAUUGCCAUCUGCAACCCUCUCCGCUACCCGACAAUUAUGACCCCCCAGCUGUGUGCUCAGCUCUCUGCAGGCUCCUGCAUCUUUGGCUUUCUUGUGUUGCUCCCAGAGAUUGUUUGGAUUUCCACACUGCCUUUCUGCGGGCCCAACCAAAUCCAUCAGAUAUUUUGUGACUUUGAACCUGUACUGCGCUUGGCUUGUACAGACACGUCCAUGAUCCUGCUUGAGGAUGUGAUCCAUGCUGCGGCCAUCAUCUUCUCUGUCCUGGUUAUCGCUGUCUCUUAUGUCAGAAUCAUCACCGUGACCCUGAGGAUCCCGUCUGCCGAAGGCCGCCGGAAGGCCUUCUCUACCUGCGCGUCUCAUCUUGGUAUCUUUUUGAUGUUCUAUGGCAGCGUGUCCCUCAUGUACCUGCGCUUCUCCACCACUUUCCCACCAACUUUGGACACAGUCAUUGCACUGAUGUUUGCCAUUCUUGCUCCCUUUUUCAACCCUAUCAUCUAUAGCUUGAGAAACAAAGACAUGAAGAUUGCGAUUAAGAAGCUUCUCUGCCUUCAGAAGGUGUUUAAUGCACCUGCAAGUUGA
Panthera uncia (snow leopard) is the source of this 1314-nucleotide messenger RNA. RefSeq names its product olfactory receptor 6K3-like. NCBI's taxonomy places the organism in Eukaryota, Metazoa, Chordata, Mammalia, Carnivora, Felidae. Gene Ontology annotation, biological process: G protein-coupled receptor signaling pathway. Gene Ontology annotation, molecular function: olfactory receptor activity; G protein-coupled receptor activity. The coding region runs from base 1 to 1314 and encodes 437 amino acids. The record is from RefSeq and is a predicted model, not a curated record. Gene Ontology annotation, cellular component: membrane. The transcript has 5 exons.